This is a messenger RNA of Dracunculus medinensis (Guinea worm), 309 nucleotides long. The record is from the annotation of a GenBank genome assembly. Lineage: Eukaryota; Metazoa; Nematoda; Chromadorea; Rhabditida; Dracunculidae.
AUGCGAUUCCUUAUUGUCUUUAUUGCUAUGUGCUUCAUUGUUAGUGAUGCUAUGGUUGUUUCACGAGCAAUGAAUAACGGUACAUUUUGUGAUGUAUGCGAAAAAUUUAUUGGUGAUGUUCGAGAUCAUAUGCAGAAAGUUGGUGAAUGUACUAGAAAGCAACUUGAAAAAUGGUGUGCCAAGAAAACUAACAAUGAUAUUGUGCAGCAAAUUUGUGAUGCAGCAAUUAAAGCCGAUGAAGAUUUCUUAAAAUGGCUUAAAGAAAAUAUGGAACCAUAUGAUGUUUGCGCUAAAAUGCAUUUAUGUUAA